AGGUGUAACAUUAUACUAGGCAAAUUUGACUUCCCUGUUUAUCCGUAUCUCAGUCCCCAUACACGCAUAAACAGUGAAUCUGGCAUUGGUGCUGGGGAUUUAGCCGAGUUAUCUUCAAUAGAGUCACUCGAUUGGAGAAGAAAAGUCAACAGUGGCAAUGGAAACAAAAGGGCAAACUAAGCACCCUCCAGAGUUGAGGAUUGUGUUAUUAGGUGGAAGAGUAUUAACCAGUGACCCCAGUUUUAAAAGUACAGCUGGCAACAUCAUACUUGGCAAAAGUGUUUUUGAGACCAACAGAAGAACUGCCCAGAGUGUUGUGAGUCAGCGGGAGGUACAUGGCAGACGGGUCACUGUGGUUGAUACUCCAGGCUGGUGGUGCCACUACCCACAAGAAAACACCCCAGAGCUGGAUCAGAUAGAAAUCAAGAACAGCGUUCAUCUGUGUCCCCCAGGGCCUCACAUAUUUCUUCUAGUCAUUCCUUUAGAAGAAGACUUUUCUGACAUUUUCAAGGAAUCCCUAGAAGAGCACAUGCAACUCUUCAAUAAAGGAGUCUUUGAUCAAACCAUUGUGCUGUUCACUGUAGAUGAUCCAUGUAAAACAAGUUUAAAAUACGACAUCCCUUUCUGGCCAGCACUUCAGAUGAUUCUUCAACAAUGUGGAAACCGAAAGCAUGUUUUCAACAUCAGCAACCACCAGGAUAGGACUCAGGUCACAAGGCUUUUCGAGAAAAUAGAGGCAAUGAUUGCACAAAAUGCUGCUGGUCACUAUUCUAUUGAUGCUGCUGAUGGGAGUGCUCUGAGAGAGAAAAUGGAAGCAAUCGUUGAAAGAGCAUCAAAGAGGUUUGCCGAAGUGCAGGCAAAAAGAAGGAAACUCAAAGCCCUGAUUGAAGGUGGCAAAACUCCCCCAACACAUUUGAGGCUAGUGAUGGUUGGUGCACAGUGGUCAGCCAAGAGCUCAGCAGGCAACACCAUUCUAAGGAAAUAUGCAUUUCCUGUUACUCACAUGAGAACAACUGUGUGCUGCGAAAUAAACCACAGCAUGGUGGCAGAUAGGCAGCUCACAGUGGUUGACUCUCCAGGCUGGUUAUACAACGGCACCCUUCAGGAGCUCUCCGAGAUUAAUAAACUUGAAAUAGAAAACAGCAUGCAUCUGUGCACUUCAGGACCCCACGCAGUGCUCCUUGUUGUCGGCCUGGCAUCCGCGUUCAACGCAACAUACCAGAAAGCGGUCCAGGAGCACAUGAGUCUGUUCACGGAUGAAGUCUGGAAGCACACAAUUGUUCUGUUUACCAGAGGUGACUGGCUGGGAGUGAAGACUGUGGAAGAGCGCAUUGAGAGUGAGAAGGGUCUGCAGUGGCUUGUGGAGAAGUGUGGGAACAUGUAUCAUGUCUUGGAUAACAAAAACCACAGUGACGAGACUCAGGUAACGGAGCUCCUUGAGAAGAUUGAAGAGAUGUGGGCAGGAAACAAAGAUGGUCAUUUUGAAGUCAACCUGGGCCGUGCUGAGCAGAUGGAGGCAAGAAAAGAGGUUACAGACAAGAAGGCAAAAAGUAUUCGUCAGACGGCCCAAAGACAAGCAAGAAUACUCAAAGAGUUGUUUCGAGGGGAGACGCAGACAAUCACUGACCAUAAGGUUGUACUUAUCGGGCCGAAAGACUCUGGGAAGGGUAUGGCAGGAAACAUGAUCCUUUUUGAAGAGCUGUUUGGCACAGCUUGGAUGAAGAAGGAAUUCCAAGAUCAGAGAAGAACCACAAUGUGUGAGAAACAUGAAAGAAAUGUUGCUCGACGAAACAUCACCGUGGUUGAGGCACCAGGCUGGUUUGCAGACGAGAUCACACCCGACUGGCUCAAGAGUGAAGUUCUGCGCAGCGUCUCAAUGUGUGCUCCUGGUCCUAAUGCUUUUCUCUUGGUUGUACCCAUUUUCAAAACCUUUACAGAGAAUGACUACAAAACAAUGGUUGAGCUCUUGAUGCCAUUCGGUGACAGUGUCUGGAGGCACUGCAUGGUGCUGUUUACCUGGGAAGACUGGCUCAAGGAAAGAUCCAUUGAGGAGCACAUUGCCACAGAAGGCGAACACCUGGAACAGCUGGUGGAAAAGUGUGGGUACAGAUAUCAUGCCAUGAACUGCAAUCCAUAUGGUUGUUUUGCUUUACCUAUCAUACAGCUGUUUGAGAAAAUGUUUGACAUGAUAACACGAAACAAGGGCCAAUACUUUGCCGCUGAAGACAAAAUGGGGAACAAGCGGAAACCAACGCAGUGGCAAGAGGAGUGGAACAGGAGGGAGCAGGAGCUAAUCGACAGGAUGUUGAAAGCUGUUGCACAAGAACCAGAAGAACCGAUCGUACCAUCUAUGAAGAUGAACGCAAGCAUGGAUGGAGCCUUCACUCCGAGCAUGAGUGGAGAUGUUCCCAUAGAAGUUGGGGGCACAUUUUGGAGUCAAAGAGAACGUGCCAAAGUGACUGAAUGGCUGAGCGUUAGAUUUGGGGGCUCUGAUGUCACCUCUGGGGUCGACAGCAUGAGUAUUUCAGCCAGUGAUGUGGAGAUGUUGGACCAAAGCCUCCUGACAGACGACAAUCAUCAACGAAUGACAAGGUUUUUGUCAGAUAAACAUCAACAAAGGAAGUUAGAGUCUAUUGUCCAUGGCAGGGUCUUGACACACAUUGAAGAAACAAAACGCAGGCACUCUUUUUAGCACACACAAGCAGGCUGGUAACUAUGGUAACAAAAGAGAAAACGUGCACAGAAAGCACAGUUUUCCAAACACUGUUGGACCCUGCCAGAAACUUGGUGAUUAUCUAGCUGUAUUACUUUCUGAUGCAGCCAAUACUAUGUAUGUUAUGUUCAAUGUUCAUUAUUUAAUGUGAUUAUGUAAUCAUGUCAAUGCAGAGAUUAUAUUUUCGGGUCUUCCCUGUAACAGUGUAAAAAAGCAUGUUAUAGCAUAUCAUGAAUAGAACAUUUUAAUUGUAUGCAGAACAUUAAAUCAUUUAAAGAUUCAGAAUUUCCCCCAAAUAUCAGUCUGGCAGGCGAUACCGCAGCAUCCGAUUCCGGACUAACCACCAGACUCAGGGACAGUUUCAUCCCACAGGCCAUAAGACUAUUAAAAACCUGAACUUUUGAAACAACAUCCAUAACAUUCAUCUGGCUGCAACUUAGAAAUGAUUUAUCUAAUAUAUCAUAUUCCAAUAACUUGUAUAUAGACUCUUAUUGCACUUUUUCACAAUUUUACUAAUUUACUAUUUUUACUUAUUUACUUGCACUAUCUUUUCGGUUUUUCGGUUUUAUUGUGUUACACUGUUGGAGGAGCCUGUGACCUAAGAUUUUCAUCGUCAUAACUACACUAUAGCUAUGUACGUAUGACUAAUAAAAGCCUUGAACCUUAAACCUUGAACUAAUUAAUGGUGAUAUAUUAUUGAUGGUAAAGCAAUCCAGCAGAAGGCCUAUCUGUUUGUUAGAAAUACCCCCACCUUUGUCAGUUGCAUACAAUUAUGUACAAAGUAAUUCAUCAAUUUAUCAUACAUUAUUCUGAAAUGGGCCAUUCUAUAUAGGUAGGCUACUUUUUAGUUGGCUAGAUACUUGAUUUAUGAUGCUAACACAGUUAUUUUACUUUGAUAACAUUGAAUAAAGGACCUUAACUUGUAAUGAA
Trematomus bernacchii (emerald rockcod) is the source of this 3643-nucleotide messenger RNA. RefSeq names its product GTPase IMAP family member 8-like. NCBI's taxonomy places the organism in Eukaryota, Metazoa, Chordata, Actinopteri, Perciformes, Nototheniidae. Gene Ontology annotation, molecular function: GTP binding. The record is from RefSeq and is a predicted model, not a curated record. The transcript is spliced from 6 exons. The coding region runs from base 158 to 2692 and encodes 844 amino acids.